This is a messenger RNA of Megalobrama amblycephala (Wuchang bream), 2378 nucleotides long. RefSeq lists its product as uncharacterized. The transcript is spliced from 9 exons. The record is from RefSeq and is a predicted model, not a curated record. Lineage: Eukaryota; Metazoa; Chordata; Actinopteri; Cypriniformes; Xenocyprididae. The coding region runs from base 224 to 2332 and encodes 702 amino acids.
GAGAUCAGUGUAUUUUGUCCACUGGAGGAAAGAUGAUUUUAGGGGAAAUUAGGUUGUAUAGCUGCUUCUCUACAUUACUAAAAUUGAAAAGAGGUGUUAUUUGUGUAGUAACAGCGUUUAGAUGACGAGUUAUUGAUCCGGGAAAUUCCAAGCCCGACAGAAAUAACGGAUCGGCCACCUUAUCAAGUCGAGUCAUGGUUAUGAUCUUGAAUGCUACAACAAAAUGAAGAAACAGUUAUUGCUCCUUUAUUUCGCAUUAUGUUUGGACGGUGUGUUUGGGGAGACGAAAAGAGUGUCAGUGAAGGAGGGAGAUUCCUUAACUCUACCAUCUAACAUCACUGAAAUACAGAGAAUAUCUUUAUUGAUGUGGAUGUAUGAAUCUCAAAAUACUAUUAUUGCUAAAAUCGAGGGGACAACUCAAACCGUAUCUUUAUAUGAUGUUGAUGAUGGGAGAUUCGAAGACCGACUGCAGCUGGACAAUCAGACUGGAUAUCUGACCAUCAGUGACAUCAGAACGAAACACUCUGGAGAUUAUUACAUAAAGAUCAUCAGCACUGAGACCUUAGUCAAUACAUUCAGUGUCACUGUCCAUGAUGUGAUUUUUGCCGGGUUGGAAAACAAGAGAGAAGGAGAUUCUGUGACUCUAUAUACUGGUUUUACUGAUUCACACAAACAUGAUCUAAUGCGGUGGACAUUUGGACCUUUGAAUCCAGACACUCUUAUAGCUGAAAUGAACAUAAAGAUUCAUCAGAUCACAUACAGUUCAGAUCAUUUAUAUAAAGACAGACUACAUCUGGAAAAUCAGACCGGAUCUCUCACCAUCAGAGACGUCAGAACUGCAGACGCCGGCGUUUAUCAACUACAGAUCUCCAAUAGUAAAGAGACCUUAUACAAGAGAUUCAAUGUUUUUGUUGCCGUUCCAGAUCCAGGACUGUCCACUGGAUAUAUUGUGCUGAUUUGUGUUUGUGUCCUUCUGUUUGUGGCUUCAGCUCUGGGUGUGAUUUACUACUACAUGUUCAGAUACUCUAAACGGAAAGAAAAGAAAACGUUGUCAGUGAUAGAAGGAAAUUCUGCCACGCUGACAACCGGUGCAGCUGAAAUCCAGAGAGGCGAUGAAGUACGCUGGAUGUUUGGACCACAAAACAAUGUCAUUGCUCAAAUCGACAAAAAAGACGGUAAUAUUUUGUAUACCAGCGAUAUGCACUUCAGAGACAAACUGCAGCUGGACCAGCAGACUGGAGAUCUGACCAUCAGCGACAUCAGGAUCAGAAUCUCUGGAGAUUAUUGUCUGGAGAUCACCAGGAGCAGAGCGACCAAAAUGAAGAGAUUCAAAGUGAUUGUACGAGUGGACACACUGAAAUUCACUGAAGGAGAGACUGUCCAUCUGAAGACCGGUGUUACUGAAAUACAGAAAGACGAUCUGAUACUCUGGAAAUUUGAACCUAAAAAUACUGUCAUAGCCAAAGUUGACGGAAAAACAGAUAAUACCAGCAUUGACGAUGAGGGAUUCAGAGACAGACUGGAGGUGAACAGUCGAACUGGAAACCUCACCAUCACAAACAUUAAAAGCAUCGACUCUGGAGUUUAUGAAGUAGAGAUGAAGAGCAGCAAUAAAGUUUCAUACAAGAAAUUCAACGUUCUCGUCUGGAUGAAUACGCUGAAACAUACAGUUGGAGAUGCUGUGACUCUUCAAACUGGUGUUACCGAACUCAGUGAUGAUCGGAUACUGUGGAAGUUUAGCGAUAAAGAGACUAUCAUAGCCGAGCUCAUCGGAGCCACCAGUAAGGCCUUGUUCUAUGAAGGUCCUGAUGGGAGAUUCAGAGAUCGCUUGCAAAUAAACCAGCGAACUGGAGAUCUGACCAUCAGGAACAUCAGCAGAGCACAUUCAGACGUUUAUACACUACAAAUCACCAGUGGCAAGAAGAUCACAUGCAAGAGAUUCGUGGUUAUUGCCCACGAGAAGACUGUGUCAGAGAUGGAGGGAGAUUCGGUCGUGCUAGACAACGAUAUUGUAAUACAAGAUGAUGAUCAGAUACUGUGGCUGUUUGGAGCUGAAGACAGACUCAUAGCGAAAGGGGAAAGAAAUAAAGAUUUCUGCACAUAUGACGGCGCUGAAGGGAAAUUCAAAAACACACUGAAUCUGGAUCAUCAAACUGGAUCUCUGAUCUUAACAAACAGCACAUCUGAGCACGCCGGAGUUUAUAAACUACUGAUCGUCAGCAGCCGAGAGACUAAAUACAAGAGAUUUAAAGUUACGAUCCGUGACAGAGAACGAAAUACAGACACAGAAGAUGGGCAGGAGGGGACAGCAUUAAUACAAAUGAAACUGUAAAACAUGAAUGUGAUUUUAAUGGUAAAAUAUUGUAAAAACACUAUGG